GUUUACAUCUUUGUGAAUAGUGGUCACAUGACUGUAGUCUUAUGAUUUAUAUCAAAGAAAACUAUAUAUAAAUACCAAAGCACCUUGGACUGUUUCAUAGGAUUUAAGAAUAUUGUCUUCUUAUCGUAAAUAUAUACUUAUACGAUGGUAAAUACCCCUGACGUCGAGUCGCAAGAGAGAAACAAAGGCGAUGGAAUAACAUGGUGGUGUAAAUUGUUCGCACGAGGAGUUGGGGUUGUAGCAGCAAUCAUCUGCGCGAUAUGUGCAAUAACCACUUUUCUUUCUGGUACCUUUGGUUUGGAUGGAUUGUGCAUAACAGCAGCUGUUUUAAUGAUAUUGAACAGUUUCAUUUUGUUGAUGUUUGAAGCUCCAAUCUGCUGUGCAUUUUGUGAAAUUACUCAGCCAAUUUCAAACUGGGUCGAAAAGAGACAAUACUGGCAAAAAGGACUGCUCUACAUUGGAUUUUCAAUACUGCCAGUUGCACUGUGUCGGUCAAUUGCCACUAUAUUAGGCUGUGUUUGCCCAUUUGCAGCUGGAGUUAUAUAUGGCUUGAUGUCAUUGGGAAAGAAAGCUGACCGCAAUGAAAUGUUGGCAAAUGCUGGCGGAGGUUUUGAAAAAUUUGAAAAUGAACCUGGGUCAUAAUGUCUCUGGUUAAUCUUAUUCAAUUUGAAGCAACAAAAUUUCUAUAUUUCUUAUUUAUAAUCGAUCAAUCCCUGAAUUGCAAUUGACAGCAAAUACGUGUCAGUUGUUGUGCAUAACUCUUAGGCCGUAGUAGGUACAUUAUUAGUCUGUUUGGUAUGGUUCUAUUAUUUCUUCUUUAUGUAAUCAGCAACAUUGGUACAGCAUUUAGAAUUACGGUGCUAUUCCUCCUACAUGGUAAGGCAGUUUAAACAGACGGUUCCAGGUUUGUUCUUCUUGUGAUAAAAAUGAGGCAUUUCUUUCAAUACUGCGAUUUAAUAUAAAAGUAUUUCUUUAUCAAUGCGUGCCAUAGAAUUCCAUUUAUAUGUUCGUAGCGUUCUGUAAAUAUGCUUCCGUAAUUAUCAUGUAGCUACCAGCACUUACUCGACUGUAAAAAGUGCAAUAAAUGUCGUGAUAUAAGAACUGGAACACAUUAGAAAAGAAGCAGCUA
Ciona intestinalis (vase tunicate) is the source of this 1129-nucleotide messenger RNA. RefSeq names its product calcium channel flower homolog. The record is from RefSeq and is a predicted model, not a curated record. Gene Ontology annotation, biological process: vesicle-mediated transport. Gene Ontology annotation, cellular component: membrane. NCBI's taxonomy places the organism in Eukaryota, Metazoa, Chordata, Ascidiacea, Phlebobranchia, Cionidae.